UGAUUCUUAAAUAUAGAAAAUAUAAUUAAGGCGAAAAGAAAAAGAAAAAGAAAAAUAAACGGAGCGGAGGUGAAGGGAAGAGGUGCCUGUCUUCUCCCUCGUCUGCAUCACGCCCUUCCCUCCGUUCUCUCCUGGUUUAUGCAUGCCUUCCAGAUUUCAAUCCAACAUUUUCCUUACACGCUACAGUGAGGAGAGGGAGAAGGAGAGGGACGCACUAAGAGAGGGAGAGAAAACAAGAAAGGGAGGGGAGAUCCAAGUUCGAAGACAACGGAGGGAAGUUCGAAGAGAACGGAGGGAGGGGAGGAAAAAAAUAAAAGGGAGAGGACAAGGAAAGAAAAGAAGAGUGGAAAGAUGCAGAACAAUUUUCUGACGAGUAUAAGGAGCAUGAAGCUGAUCGACGGGUGUAAAAGCACGCAGGUAUACGCGCUGAAUCCCUCGGCCACCGUCGCCACCGCUGCUGAGAGGCUAGCGAGCUUCCGACCAACGUUCUCCCUUCGCUCUAAAUCUAUCAGCCAGGAGUCCAACCCAAUUAAUAACCAGCAUCAAAACCAUCACCAUCACACCCUUUCUCUGGAUUCCCUCCUAUCAACCUUUGGUCUUCCCUCUCCCGAUCUCAUUCACCCGUCUAUCGACCCUUUCUUCCGUCCCAUUGAACAAGUGGACGCCCUUGCAUCUGCCUUCGUCUCCUUAUCCUCUUACAUUUCUUCAUCCCCUUCAUCUUCGCAUCCGUCCAACUCGCUCUGUAACAUCCAUCUCGAGCACAGCGCCCUCCUACGCGGCAUUGACGACCCGAAGUUGUUCCGCCGCGCUCUCCGCUCUGCGCGUAUCCAUUCCCGGGAUAUCCACCACAAGGUUGUCCUUUCCGCCUGGCUUCGCUACGAGCGGCGGGAGGACGAGUUCGAGCCAUUCCCUUCACCUGUUUCCUGCUCCUCGACCUCGCCCGCUCUAGAAUGCCCCCGUGCCGCGCUCUCUCCAGGCUAUGCUCCUGACGUCCCCUUUGAUCCCUGCCCCUGCCGCUGCAUCGCUGAUCCAUCUGCCCCCUCAUCAACUCCGGCUCGGCCACCUGAUCUCGACGUAGAAGACAUUGAUCUCUGGUUUUGCAUUGGCGAGGAGGAGAUACCUUGCGUACGCGGCAGCAUAGCCUCCCUAUCCAGACCCCUUGCAACGCUGCUCUACGGUGCAACGCUGCUCUACGGCGGUUUCGCCGAGACUUGCUUCGAGCGCAUUAACUUUACCCAUAACGGCAUCUCCGCCCGUGCCAUGCGCGCCGUAGAAGCUUUCAGUCGCGGUGGCUCCCUAAAUGACUAUCCGCCGGACACCGUACUCGAGGUCCUUGCCUUUGCUAAUUGCUUUUGCUGCGAGGAUCUCAAGGCCGCCUGCGAUUCGAAGCUUGCCUCCCUUGUCCGCAAUUUGGACGACGCCCUCCUCUUUAUCGACGAUGCUCUGGAAGAAGCGGCUUACCUGCUCGUGGCCGCCUGCCUCCAGGUUUUCCUCCGCGAGCUGCCCAGGUCUCUGCAAAGGCCGGAGAUCAACUUAAUUUUGUGCAGUCCUGAGGGCAAAGAGCGGCUGGCGAUGGCUGGUCACGCCUCGUUUGCUCUAUACUACUUCCUAAGUCAGGUAGCCAUGGAGGAGGACCUGAGGUCGAACACUACAGUAAUGCUUCUGGAGAGGAUGGGUGAAUGUGCUUCCCAUGGGUGGCAGAAGCAGCUUGCAAUGCAUCAACUGGGUUGUGUAAUGCUUGAGAGGGGCGAGUACAAGGAUGCACAGAAAUUUUUUGAGGUAGCCGUGAAGGAAGGGCAUGCGUAUUCUGUUGUUGGCGUAGCUAGGGCGAAGUACAAAAAAGGGCACAAGUACUCUGCCUAUAAGCUUCUAAAUAGCAUGAUGUCUGAGCACCCUUCCUGUGGUUGGAUGCAUCAGGAACGUUCUUUAUACUGCAAUGGCAAUGAGAAGAUGAAUGACUUGAGCACUGCCACGGAACUUGAUCCAACUCUCUCUUAUCCUUAUAAAUAUAGGGCUGUGACACUGGCAGAGGAGGAUAAACUUGGUGCAGCCGUUGCAGAAAUCAGCAAGAUCCUAGGGUUCAAGGUUUCAACGGAUUGUCUUGAGCUGCGGGCAUGGUUCUAUUUGGCUCUUGGUAGUUAUGAGUUGGCUUUGCAGGAUAUCAGGGCUAUCUUGACCUUGGAUCCUGGUUACAUGAUGUUUCAUGGGAAGAUGCAUGGGGAUCAACUGAUUGAUACUCUUAGGCAAUAUGUGCAGCCCUGCGAUAUGGCUGACUGUUGGAUGCAACUGUAUGACCGGUGGUCUGCUGUAGAUGAUAUUGGUUCGCUUGCUGUGGUGCACCAGAUGCUGACUAACGAGCCUGGAAACAGCAGUUUACGGUUUAGGCAAUCUCUUCUUCUGCUAAGGUUGAAUUGUCAGAAGGCUGCAAUGCACAGUCUGCGGAUGGCUCGAAAUCAUUCGACUAGUGAACAUGAGAGGCUUAUUUAUGAAGGUUGGAUUUUAUAUGACAGUGGUCAUCGCAAGGAAGGACUGGCAAAGGCAGAAGAGUCUAUUGCUCUUCAGAGAUCAUUUGAAGCUUUUUUCCUGAAGGCAUAUGCUCUAGCUGAUACAAGUCUAGACCAGGCAUCUUCUGCCCAAGUUAUUCAGCUGUUGGAACAAGCUAAUAGCUGUGCUUCUGAUAACCUCCGAAAAGGGCAGGCACAUAACAAUAUGGGAAGCGUUUAUGUGGAUUGUGACAUGCUGGAUGAGGCUGCCGAAUGCUACAUGAAGGCUCUGGGCAUCAAGCACACACGUGCCCAUCAGGGUCUAGCUCGUGUUUUUUAUCUUAAGAACCAAAAGAAAGCAGCUUAUGAUGAGAUGACAAAGCUGAUUGAAAAGGCUAAAAACAAUGCUUCAGCGUAUGAAAAACGAUCAGAAUAUUGUGAUCGUGACAUGGCAAGAAGUGACCUUAAUAUGGCAUCAAAGUUGGAUCCUCUGAGGACCUAUCCUUAUAGAUACAGGGCUGCAGUGCUAAUGGAUGAUCACAAGGAAAACGAAGCCAUCUCUGAGCUCUCGAGAGCAUUAUCUUUCAAACCCGACCUUCAGCUCCUUCACCUGCGUGCUGCUUUCUAUGAUUCAAUUGGCAAUACAGCAGCCGCAUUACGAGAUUGCGAGGCAGCACUAUGCAUCGAGCCCGAUCAUGCUGAUACACGCGAACUCUACUGCAAAGCUCGUGCACGAGCCGCAGAGCAACAGUAGCAGCACAUUUUCCAUGUUUUACUUGUUUGAAAAAUGCAUUUUUGGAUGCAUUAAGCAUGGAGCCAGCCGAAGUGGUGAGGAAAGCGGUAUGUAUAUAUCUUAACAGUGAGUCCAUUCGGGUUUCAUGUCCGAGCUUAUACGCUGUAGAGAAUUUGCACGCAAAUGCUGCUUAUUGCUGCCAUCAAAAUUGAACUUUUUUCAUAGGGCGGCUUAUUUCUUUUCAGAACGUUUGUA
Molecule: messenger RNA, 3471 nt
Organism: Phalaenopsis equestris
Lineage: Eukaryota; Viridiplantae; Streptophyta; Magnoliopsida; Asparagales; Orchidaceae
Product: ethylene-overproduction protein 1
Exons: 4
Coding region: 352-3237 (961 amino acids)
Biological process (GO): negative regulation of ethylene-activated signaling pathway
Molecular function (GO): protein binding
Source: RefSeq, a predicted model, not a curated record